This is a messenger RNA of Cladocopium goreaui, 6062 nucleotides long. The record is from the annotation of a GenBank genome assembly. Lineage: Eukaryota; Dinophyceae; Suessiales; Symbiodiniaceae.
AUAAACGAAUGCUGGGCCGCCUGGGUCUCUGCCAUGUGCUGCUGCUGGUUGAGACCUGGGGAGAACCGCGGCUGUUGGCCGAUCUGGAGAAGGAGGAGUUUGAGCCCAAGGAUGGGCAACUGUGCUGGGAGCAGCUCAGCAGCGAGUGUUUGUCGGAGCUGCACAGCGGACGCUUCGAGGGCGCGCAGCAGCACCGGCAAGCAGAAGAAACGCGCGAAGGGGAACGUGCCAGGGAGGCUUCGCCCCUUGCGGAGGAUUCCCGGGGGCGGCAGCACUACCGGCUGCUGGUGCUGAUCACCACGGUCUGGCGCAACUUCCAACGGCGACAGUUGCUGCGCAACGCACUGAUUUGGUGCCGUCGUGGCACUGCACCGACAGGAGGCUUGGUCACCUGGCGUUUUCUCCUGGGUGACGCGCCGGCGCGCUUGAGGCAUUUGGCGGUGGCCGAAGCUGAACACCACGAUGAUGUGCAGCUGUUGGGUGGUCCUGAUGAGAUCGAUUACAGACAUGUGGGCGAUGCGUACAAUCUACGGGAGCCCAAUCCGGAGCUGUUGAAGUUGAUCGUGAGCUUCCGCCGGCUGCGUGCCGAGCUGACCUUCGACUACGUCUUAGUGGCCGACGAUGACAGUUUCGUGAGCGUGUCGAACGCCCUUGACCUCACGCAUAUGCUGCCUAAAGAGAAAGUCUACGUGGGCAACAUGAUCGACACCAUUCCGCAGCGCUGGCAUGAGGGUCGAGGUAUCGUGCAGGAAUAUUCGGUGAAUCUCUAUUUGGGUUCUCCUUCCAAGGUCCCCAUCUUUGCGCAUGGCAUGGGUUUCGUCCUCUCCGCCGAUCUGGCGGAGAUGUUGGCCGAGCUGGGCUUCUCCUUGAAGCUGCGCGGCAACGAUGACAUGCUCUUUGGGAUCUGGCUUCGGAGCAUUGAAGGCUUGCACUACUUGCACUACUGGCCCUUGUUCCACGACCAUGAAGCCUUUGGAAGCCUCUUCUCCCGGGCCUGUGACAAGACGGCGGUGGUGGUGCAUCGGAUGACCACGGAACGAUGGCGGACCUUCGACAGGUUCAGUUGUCACAUUUGUGGCGAAGAUGAGGAUCAUCAGAUGGCCCUGGAGCAGUUGAAGGAAGCCACUGAAGAUUUGCCGUCCAGCCCACUAGACUUCGACAGCUCCGGCGCUUUGCGCGUCGGGACCGUCGCGCGUCGAGGGAAAGUGCGACUGGCGAUCUUGAUCUUUGGUUCACGCUGGUCUCAGCCCCGCCUGCGUCGCCACCUCCGCCGUGCCCUCGCGGCCCCCUGCGCCGCGUCGGACGACGUGGUGUGGCGCUUCGUGAUGGGCCGCGUGCCGCUGGGAAAACCACGACGACGGGCCGUGGAGGAGUUGAUGAGGCACCGCGACAUGACAGCAUUGCGAUAUGCCGCGGAUGGCAGCUAUGCCUAUGAAGAAGCCUGGCCCUUGGUCGAGGAGCACUUCGGUCAUGCUGACUUUGUGCUGUGUUUGGAUCAUCGGUCUUUCGUCAAUGUGAAGGUGCUGUUGCAGCUGCUGGAGCGGCUCCCAAUGCAGCGGAUGAUUCAGGGUAAUCUCCUGGAUGAGUCCGUCUUCGAUCCCGACGACGCCCGGAGGAAGUACUUGUGGCGCCGCCGGGCGGCGUCGUUUCCGCAUGGCAUGGGCUUCGUCCUGUCCAACGACGUUGCGAAGUUCAUUGCUGAGAUGAGUAAGAAGCUGCCCUUGAGACAGGCGGAGACGCCGGUGGACGUGGCGUUGGGCUUCUGGAUCCAGCUGCUGGAGGACGUGUCCUUCCAGCACUUCCCCGAGCACUUCCACGAGCUGCCCAUGCGCUCGCAGCAACUGCUGAGCUCGGAGACCUCCAUGGAGCUCCGUCGCAACACCACGGCGCACACUGUGGUGACAUGGCCCAUGGGUCCCCGCUGGUGGCGCCACUUUGACCCUGGGGCGUGCCACCUCCUGGGGCCCAAUACGACCAGCGGCUCGGCCGCGGCUUUGCGCGUCACCAAGGAUGUCCACGACUGCUGGAAAGGGAUGCCCGGACGCCCCGAGGCGUGGUACCUGGCGUGUUGUUCCAUGGGUUGGGCCAACUGCUGGGGCAACGACUUCACUCCGGAGCGCUGCUGCAAGGUUUCCCCAGCCGAGCCGUUGCCAGAUCCUCCCUUGGGCCUGGAGACCUUGCAGAAGUUUCUGCACUUCGAUGCCUCGGAAGUGCAGCUCUUUCUGUCGGCCCUGAACAGCUCGGCGUCUUCCGGCUCCAGGCGGCCGUGCUUGGCAGCGGUGGAUUGUGCCAAGGAGGGGUUUGCUCGGCUCUACCUGGGAUUCUGGCAGCAACAGCUGCUGCCACUGAGACAUCCUUGGUUCGUCAAACAGGAGGAGGACGCACUGUCUGCAGUGAAUCUGAUCCUGCGGGAAGGGAAUCAGGGGCAAUUCCCCAAAGGUCAGGAGCACAUCUUGGAGCGCGUCCAGGUGGCCCACUUUCUCUCGAAAGUCCAGAGGCGUUUCGAGGAGCCCACCCUUCAGUGGCCGCGUUCAACGGGGCAGCGCCGCUGUUUGGAAUGGGACUCCGGUGGCUAUUCCCGCCACUUCUUUGCCAGCUUCUGUCAGGUGAUUGACGUUCUGACCUACAAGGGCGAUGGGGUGGCGGAGAAACGCCACAAUGAGAAUGGCAAGAUCGAUUACUUUGUGGACAUUCAUAUCGCCCACGAGGUGGUGCCGGAGAAUUCCACGUCUCUCGUGCUUUGCGCUCAGGUCUUUGAGCAUUUGCACCAGCCCUUCAUCGCCAUGCAGCAGAUCCAUCGCUUGUUGGCACCUGGUGGGUUCUUGGCCUUCACUGUGCCGCUGUUCAGUGAGAUCCAUGGGGCUCCGCAGGACUACUGGCGCUACACGCCAUCGGGCGCCAAUCAACUGGCCAUGUCGGCUGGCUUGGAGGUCCUCGAGCUCUACGCCCCUGGCUCCUUGCGUGAAACGGUCGGACACAUGUUGGGCAUGACCAAGCCUUAUUGGCAGGAGGAGGACAUGGUAGAGGAUCGUCAGGACCACUGGCCCUUGCAGGUCUACAUGCUUGCGAGAAAGCCCUGCCAUGCAGCCCUGAAACUGCUACGGCGAGAAACGUUGAAUGGUGGGGAAACUCGAAACGCGAAACACGAACGCAGUUUGCCAGGUUUAAUGGUGUUAGACACCACCAAGGAAUGGAAGGCGUCUCAGAUUCAUUGGCACGAAAGUCGGUUGGCCCAAAGCUUGGCCUUCCUCGCCGCACAGACGCACUUCUCCCAGCAUGUCCUGGACUCGUUGUGGCAACAGUUUCGGACCAGGAGCCCUGCGAUGAUUUUGGAAGCGCUUCCAACGCAGGCCGGCAGCGGCGACACCUUGCGGGACUUCUUCGUGGCCUCCAUGAGCUGCCGGAGAUCCUUCGUGCAGGACGGCGCCUGGCGCGAAGCACCGGUGGCGCAGCUCUUCGCCCAGCAGAGCAUCGAAGCGCGGCGCGCACGCGAACGGAUGCUGAGCAAGGUCCACCGGCACUUGACGCACGCCGGCAUCUCGCCGGAGGCCGCUUUCAGCAAGCUGGACACGGAUGAGGAUGGGGAGGUGACCCCUGGCGACUUCGCCGCCGCCGACCAAAUGGGCUUGGACCUGCCCAAGGAACGCCUAAGACUUUUCGAGACGCUGGACACGGCGAAACGCGGUUCCAUCAGUAGCGAGGAAUGGAUGGCCGCCUUUGAAAUUACCAGGCCAGCCCCCUCCGUGGCAGCGUCGCAUAGUGGUGAGCCACUUCCACCACCAGAGGAGAUGGCCGCGAAUGGCGAGGGACCCGAGUCCUUCCAUGGCUGUGGCUAUUGUACAGAGGCCUUCCCAGAAGUGAAUCAGCUGCAAGUUCACAUCAAGAUGGGCCAUGUGGGGAAGCCUUUUGCCUCCAAGCCUGCGCCUUUACCAUCCAGGGAGGUGCGUUUGAUGCACCAAACCCCUGCGGCGGCCAUCUCCAAGGGCAUCCCCCUGUCAGAGGUGAACCGGCACAUCACGCCACACGAUUGCUGGGUGGCCUUGAACGGGAAGGUCUACGAUCUCUCCGAGUUCAUGGAUAGACAUCCUGGAGGGCCCACCACCAUCUUGGCUUGGGCUGGAAAGGAUGCCUCGAAGUUUUUCAAUGAGAUUCACAAGGGAGUGAAGAUUGAUCAAUACCUACGACCUGAAGCGCAUUUGGGUUCGUUGGGUGUCGACGAGAGUUUGAUGUCCGAGGAGUUCUGGCACACUUUAAGGGAGGCCUCUCGGGACCGUGGAGCAGAGUUUGGCGACAAAAAAAGCGCGCGCAUCGUUGAAAUCCGGGAAGAGAUUGAUCGAGUCCUGAGCUCCAGUGCGACAGAGAGCCACAAAGCAGACAGCAUCCCUCGACUGAUGCAGGACCAAACGGUGGAUCCACAGCUGAAAGUGAAGAUCCAACGCCUGGAGACGCAGAAACGCGCCGCGCUGGACGCCGAGGACUAUUUGAAGGCCAUGGACGUCAAGAAACAGAUCGAAGACGUGUUGGCCCAUGACGAUCACGCCCAUUUGCACCAGGUGCCAUUGCAGGGCAGCUGGAGUGGCAAGAUCCCGUUGUCAGAAGUGGCCAGACACAACAAACCACACGACUGUUGGAUCGCCAUCAACAAGGUGGUCUAUGACCUGACCGAAUUUUUGAUGCAUCACCCAGAGCAGCGGAAUGCGAUCCUGGCCUGGUCCGGAAGGGAUGCCACCAGCAUGUGGGACAAGAUUCCAGGCCGCUUUCCCUCCAAGCAGUGGAUGGACUUCUACAUGCGGCCAGAGGCGCGCAUGGGCGAAGUGGGUGAAGAACCACCGGUGGAUCCCAGCUUGGAACAACUCAGGCAGUUGCAUGAUGAGUUGCGGCGUUUGGAAGGCCCUUCCAAGGAAGACAUCGCGGCGCAGAAGCAGGCCACGGCAGUGCCGGGGAAAGCGACGUGCCCACGCUGUCGGAGGAGGCGAUGUUUCGGUGAUGCCGUGAGUUAUGCCGAGCGGCCGAGAUCACUGCUGGAAAGGCGCAAAGCAUGUUGUGGGGACGCUGGAGAGUCUAUGUUGGAGUUGGCUGAGAUUGGACGUCGGGACAUUGACAACAAUGUGGCAAGUCCACCAUCGCUACGCACAGAGCUGCCGUUCUUUACACGCGCAGAGGUGGCAAAGCACACCGGGCCAGAGGAGCCUUACAUGAUCAUCCACAACCGGGUCUACAAUUUGAAGCCCCUUUUGUCAAGUCAUCCCGGUGGUGACGACAUCUUGUUGUCGAAAGCGGGCACGGAUUGCACUAAGGACUUCGAGGUCUUUGAACACUCUGAGAAGGCCCGUGUGCAACGUGACCGCGACCUGUUGAUCGGCCAGCUGAUGGCUGGGGAGACCACCGACUGGGCAGCUGAAACCAAAGUGGCGCAGGUCGUAGGCGAAAGUACAAGCUCAGAGCUGGGGCGAUAUUUCAGGUACAAGGUCACCGAUGUCGCCAUCCUGGCCGUGGCAUGGUAUCUCUACAAGACGGUGAACAACACCAAGCCUCUCUCGCAGUUCACGUACUCUCGCGCCCUGCGACAUUUGCAUCUGCUGAUGGCCGUGGGUGUCUUUGGCGCGGUGGGCACGGCGCAGGUGGCUCAGUACACGGAGGGACAGGCGAAGAAGCAGCUGCUGUGGUGGCACAAGCAGACAGGCAUUGCCAUGCUGGUGGCUCUCAUCGUUCGCAUCUUCUUGCGGUUGCGCAGUGGCAUUCCACCGCGGUUUCCGGGGCACCCCAUUGUGCAGAUGAUCGAGACGCAGAGCCUUCGUUUGUUUUACCUCUUCGGUGCCUUGCUGCCGCUGUCAGGAAUGGCCAACGAGUACUUCCUGAAGUGGGCGCCCGGCUCUGACAAGACCAGUAACCCAGAGGACGAUCGACGAAACGACCGCUUGGCCAAGCAAGCCAUGGACACGCACAAGAUCCUAGGAAAGGUCCUUCAGUUUGCCUGGCUCCCCUUCCAUUUGGGCUAUACCACCAUGUACCACUGGUCUCAGGGCCGUGGUGUGGUCAGGAAGGUUUCCCCCUUCAUUUGA